This is a messenger RNA of Hypomesus transpacificus, 5566 nucleotides long. RefSeq names its product proteoglycan 4-like. The transcript is spliced from 14 exons. Bases 2563 to 5322 code for a protein of 919 amino acids. The record is from RefSeq and is a predicted model, not a curated record. NCBI's taxonomy places the organism in Eukaryota, Metazoa, Chordata, Actinopteri, Osmeriformes, Osmeridae.
GAGAGAAAGAGGCCAAUGAAGAGUCAGAAAAGAGUCAAAGAGAAGGAGAGAUGUACUAAGCUGUGGAAAAAAACCUAAGUUAGCUCAAAAUAGCAUCUAAUAUACCACAAUCAGCUACGUCUCAUGCUCAGUCCUCUUCAGAUACAGUAUUCAAGAAUCAGAAUCAACAACAACAGGGUUUUCCCAGGGAGAAAUCUCUUAAAGGUUCAAAUGACUCAAAUUGCUUUCCAGAGGCUGGGAUGUCAAAGAUAAAACUAUUUCCUUUUUUUAUCUUUUCGCUAAAAAGAUAAGAUAAGUCGAUAACAAGUUGCGUAAAGAUAUACACUGCAUGUACAUACCUUACAGUGAACUACAAGGCCAGGCUUCUGGGUAGAACAUAAGGGAGAUAGGAAGUCCAAUAACAAUAUGCACUAUUUUCUUAUUUGAAAAUGUACUAUUAGGUAUGCUAUCUGCUCGGCAUGGUCAACUGCCCACCUGGGAAAUCAUUUAGGACGAACUUAACUUAAGUUAAAAAUAAAACAACUCGGCAAAACAAAACCAGUUUCCCCAGAUACCAAAGUGAACGGGUCGAUUUGAAGUCUUCACGUUCCGUUUCUGUGACAGAUCCCAAAAAACUUGUCAACCACUGGGUGUAACAUUUGGCACUUCAAGAGUCGGAGGACGGGAAGGAAUUCAUUUUAUGGUAACUCAAGUGACUAAAACAGAGAACGUCUAAGCCAGAACACACACCACAGUUAACAUUUCUUGUGACAGCUAUUCAUUGUGCCUAACAACAGAAAACCCCUGAAGUAAAAGAAGCAGUCACCGUCACAGAUGUACCAUGCUGUUCCUCUUUCCAUCAGGAAAUGGUGGAGUCAGUGUAGUCACAUACACUUACAUUUGUACUUAGAAAAACAGUAGACUGUAUAUUACAGAGGCCAAUGUCAUUCUUUCCACACUGAGAUGCUAACACAGAAUUCAAAGAUACAGUUUAACCAUUAGAACUUUAAGGAUCAUUAAAAUCUGUGAAUUAGAGCUAAAUUUGGUUUUAUCGUAUGCAAUUUGGGAUUUUCAGAUUUGAACAUAAAACACAAAAACUCCAGUCCCCUGAUGACAUGCAUGAAAGAGCCGAAAGAGCAGCCAUAUUUCUUAAUAGCCUAUAUGAAAGUUUUGCAUUAUGAAACACACACUUCUUCCCCUAAACUGGGUCAAUAGAGGAGAGCAGCAUACAGCCGCAUCACUUCUUCCAGGCAAAAUGUUAUUCUGAUAACAUUGCCAGGAUGGCUCUUACAUAACACACGCACACGCAGGCAGUCAUACUUUUAAGUGAAAACAGCCGUUUUAAGAUACCGGAGGCAGGAAAACACACCCAACCACGACACGCUCUGGUUGGAUGUUAAAGCGAUGACGAGGAGGAACUGCCCCCUUGUCUUGUUUACUAUAGGAGAGGCCGCUUUCUACUGUGGGCUCCUGUUGGUUUCCAGAAUAUUCAUCAAGCCUUGUCCUUGGCUAAAACAUUAAGGCUCUCUAAAAGGAAUCAUAGAUCUAGAUUAGGUUUGGUUAACAGUUUAAGUUACUGCCAGGCACAUUGGAGUCUCAAUCCCCCAAACACUACCUUUUACUACGACACUAUGAAUAGCUCAGUUAUUUUGACAGCCUGAUCUCUGAGACGUAUGCUCGGGGGGUGAGACCGCAUGUGGACGAGGCAUGUCCCUCUACCACUCCUCCUGGAAGAGGAAACACCACGUGCAGAAAGUGAUACGCGAUGCGUGGGUAUCAUAACAGACACACCCAAAUGUAGCAUAGGACAAGCCUGAAGGCAUUUAGCUCCAAACUAUGAAGCAUGGAUAGAAAAAAAAGGCUGUGUCCCUUCGAAGAGUAGAAAGAAACAAAUAUUGUGCUGAUAAACACUAAACAGGCAACAUGAGGAGGUGGAUCGCGGCCUUCAAUGGGCGGACCAUGAACUACUGCAAUAGACACACCUCCUUGUGACAGCUUGGUAGGGAAGUUAUCUUUGUUACCCCCUCCCCCUUAGGGCACAGUGGGGGUUGGGGUUGGUAGGUAUAGACUAUAUCCACUACUCCUUAUUUGUCCAGUCAUUUGAAAAGAAAACCACAAUGUAGUUUAUAAGCAAAAUGAACUCUGCUUGAGAAAACCUGUAAGUGAAAAGAGUGGAUAAAGGCACGUCAUCCCUUCACUCUCUGAACUAGGUUAAUCCACGUUUGUGAGCUCUGUCGAGCUCCGGUCAACGACAACGAGAAAUCACAUGCCUCCUCAAAAUCUGGACAUGCCAUUGCGAAGGUUACAACGAGCGGGCGGACUGAGAAAAAAGAGCAUAAAGAAACAUCGGAGGAUAUUCAAUCACACGGGAUUCCAAAUUGCCCACUGGCGGGGUGUUUGACAAUUCAUGUCAAACACUGCUGGGAUUUCAAGAACGGUAUCCUUUAACGUUGAUAUGGAUAACAAAAAUAACUUUAUUAUAAUAGCGUUUGAUACGAUAAUAUACUUUUUUCUGAGUGGUCUUCAGCUAUUGUUAUACAGAAAGGCACCCAUGGCUUCAUCAGGUUGAGUAUAGGAUCAAGGAUGAAGUGCACCAUGCUCCAGCUCUACAAAGACCCAAAGGCCGAAAACUUAACGCUCCCCCUCAUCUUCAAUGAAUGGAAGUACUUCUCCAUCAGGAUUCCAAGCAGUAUUAAAAGCUUUGUCGAGGCCAGUGAUGUUCAGAUGCUUGCUUUGGAGUUGGUUUUCUUCGAGAAAAACACUCGAGUUCCCAAACUCAUUGGCAAGAACUGCAUCAAACUGCUGGAAAUCCUCAAUAAAACAGCAGUGGCCCACCAGGUGGAUCUGAGACUCAAACGACAGGUUAUAUGUAAGCUUGAAUUGGAUUUGGUGAUAACCUAUGGAAGUCUAGGUUAUGGAUACUCACAUCAGUUGCAUCACCCAAAGAAGACAUUGGAGGCGGUGGUGGAGCGGUCAACUUUUCUACGCUGCCCCCCUCCAGAGAAUUGCAAAAAUUCCCAUUUUAAUGUGAUCACCCCGAAACCAGGGCCAUACAUUGACUUUAUAGGAGCCUUGUUGCAAAGGGACGCUACUGGUAUUAGCAGCGGCCUGCCCGGAGUCCCUCCCCUCGUCCUGGACAUGAUGGAGAGAAGGGGCAGGCUGCUAGAGAUGCACGAAACUAUGGAGGACUACACGUCUGGGGAGGCAGUCCAUUUCCUGGAAAAGUUGGUGAUGAGGAAGGGACCUCGAUCUGAAACCCCUUGGAGGAAGAACAAGAAAGCCAAGAACAUGUCAGCCUUGAUCCCUACUCAGAUGAAUUUGACUGACGCUACCAAACAGCACGUGUCUGCAGAUCAAAGCCCCACAACAGUUACAACUUCAGCUCCGAUGACGCUUGCCCCCACUUCACAGGACACAUCCAUAUCCUAUGAGGAUGAGAGACAGGACUCUCCACCAGAAGCCAAGAUGGAAGACACAACUGAGAAGGCUCAGUCUCCCCCCAAAAAGAACCCUCCCAAAAUAACCCCUGAGCAGUCUUCAGCCACGAGCACACCUGAAGCUGUGCACUCCGACCCGCCCCCUACACCCCCACCCCCUAUUGAGGUUCAACAAACCAUAGCACUUAAAUCAAUUACUACCCCUAAACCAGCUCUCAAAAGUGCUGUGGCUAGUUCAUCCCAAUUCCCGGAUCCUCCCCAGGCCGAGUCCACAUCUCUCCCUAGACACGUACCCAGUGUCCUGCCUGAGAAUCCUACUGUUGUCCCAGCUCCUACCAAUGAAACCCCCAAACCAACCAUGGAGACCUCCCUACCUGUCCACUCCACAUCCCCAUACUGUAUCACUGUUGUGGAAAAAGAAGAGGAGGAGGAAGAGAAACGGGAGAAGCAGAGGGAUGUUAUUGCUCCCGUGUCGUCGCUCAGCCAUGCACCCACACAGAAGCAUGUGCAGGAGGAAUGCGAGCCCUGGCCAUGCCUUCCCAGGGUGCAGUCUGAUCCUGCUGAGCCCAGCCAGGAGGGCUCUGCUGAGUCCAGCCAGGAGACCCCUGCUGAGACCAGGCAUGAGACCCCUACCGAGUCCAGGCAGGAGAACCCUGCCGAGUCCAGGCCGGAGACCCCUGCCGAGUCCAGACAGAAGAACCCUGCUGAGUCCAGGCAGGAGAACCCUGCCGAGUCCAGGCCGGAGACCCCUGCCGAGUCCCGACAGAAGAACCCUGCUGAGUCCAGGCCGGAGACCCCUGCCGAGUCCCGACAGGAGAACCCUGCUGAGUCCCGACAGAAGAACCCUGCUGAGUCCAGGCCGGAGACCCCUGCCGAGUCCCGACAGGAGACCCCUGCUGAGUCCCGACAGGAGAACCCUGCUGAGUCCCGACAGGAGAACCCUGCUGAGUCCCGACAGAAGAACCCUGCUGAGUCCCGACAGGAGACCCCUGCUGAGUCCCGGCAGGAGAACCCGGUUGAGUCCCGGCAGGAGAACCCGGUUGAGUCCAAGCAGGAGAACCCUGCUGAAUCCAGGCAGGAGAGCCCUGCUGAGUGGCCAAGUGAUGGAGAGCUGGGUUGGAACCAAAGGGAUGAUGUUGGAACAAGCAGCACUAGGAAAGCCAGCGGUGAAGUGGAACAGCUCGCCUUGGGGAAGUCCGGAGCGAAAAAGGAUCCUCUUUGCUGCACUACGGUCCGAAAGUCCACUGUAACGUGGACUGAGUACCGCUCCCCUGAGCCCAGCUCCAUGGGGGGGCUGGACCGGGGUCUUCCCGGUGCCCUAUGGCCCAGCUCCACCCUUCACCAGCUGCUUGUAACCCCCACUACGCUGUUCUCACGCCCAACCAUUCCACCUUCUAACUUCUGGAGCAGCAAUCUCCGGACCAGCUCUCAACUCCCCCUCCCACCUCUUGGUGCUUCAGCUAAAUUUCCUGACAUCAAGAACCUGACCUUGGACCCCUCUCCCUGGAUGGAUGGAACCAACCAACCAUCUUUACAAUUGGAAGAUCUUGGCAGCAGCAGGACUGACAGGUUGGGCCCUAGGCUUGGGACAUUGAGCACCAGUAAUGAGAGUGCAUCUCUCUCCUCCCGGCUGAGCCACGAUAAUCUGACAGGCACUGCUAGUUCAGGACCGUGGUCCCUUUGCUCCAAGGCUGAUAUCCCAAGCCUACGCAGCGGCCUGGUUUCCUCUCCUCUCGCUCCCCUCCCGACCCUAUCCGCCAGUCCCUCUACGCAAGUCAACACUUCCCCUGGACGAACUAAAGCCAACAAGCUAGGGAAAGAGAGGCCCAAGGUUGUGGAUACACUUCAUGGCUCAAUCCUUUACCAAAGACCCAACAGAGACAAAGAUUACUAUGAGAAAAUGUAGACCUAAAGUCUUCUUGCUUAUUUUUUGAAAGUUGCCUGUGUGACUGACUUUCUAAGUAUUAAAAAUGAGUCAAAACAAUCAUGACAUUUUGUCACUUUGUUUUUUUGCAUGGCAAGGUGGAACCUUUUUAGCAUGGGUGCUAGAUUGUAUAGCAUGAAUUGGUUUUCAGCCUCAGUAAUUCCUAUUUGACGCCCUUAACAUGCCCAUAGCCAUUUAUCUGUGAUGAUUUAUAAUUCAAAUACAA